AUGGACUACAGGAAGCUGGACCAGAUCGACCCCUCAACCAGGAAGCUGGUGGGUGAUGUCGGCUCCGAGAAGGCCCAGAAGGCCAUCGGAGUGAUAACAGAGGCCAAGCAGAAGAUGGAGGCCUUGCAGACGGCCUACGAGAAAGAUGUUGGCGUGAACUUUCGACCAUAUCUGCUGCCGAUUCCAGUCAUGAGGGAGGCAUUGGACGUUGUCUAUGGUUUGCUCGAUGAGGAGUCCAGGCGAGACGCAGAACGUGUGGGUAGGCUGCUGCUCUCGACCAGAUACUUGCUCAACGAGGCGCCCACUGUGAAGACCGAGCCGUCAGCAGCAAGGCUGGAGAUCGAAUUAUUUCGCAAUGCGGUUGAAGAGCAGGCCAAAUUUCGCAAAGAGAUCAACGAACUCAUUCGGAUUAUGGAUAAAUUCCUAUUAUUUCUAUCGUAG
This is a messenger RNA of Effrenium voratum, 441 nucleotides long. The record is from the annotation of a GenBank genome assembly. NCBI's taxonomy places the organism in Eukaryota, Dinophyceae, Suessiales, Symbiodiniaceae.